GGAAAAGCCCUACUUCAUACCAUUUCUUCAUGCAGAGGAUAUUAACGCAAGACAGAGGACACAAAUGUAAUACCAACAGGAAGCCGACCAGAUCACUACAGAGAAAGACACAGCUACAAGUCAACAGUUGACUGGCAGAAAUCUUCAGGUUUAAGUCGACAGAAUGCUGAUGAACCACACAAACCAAACAGAGGAUGACCUCUUCUCCUGCUACAGUCCUUCAGUUGUGGUCUACCGGUACUUCGCUGUGCUGUGGGGAUGUGCUGUGACCGUCACUGGUACGGUGGGAAACCUGAUGACCAUUAUAGCCUUCGCCUUAGACCCACGUCUGAGGACUCGCUUCAAUGUGCUCAUCGUCAACCUGGCGGUAGCUGAUCUGCUGUACUGCACCAUACUGCAGCCCAUCUCGGUUGACUCCUAUCUACACCUCAGAUGGCGCAGUGGUCAGCUCUGGUGCAGCAUCUUCGGCCUGCUCCUCUUCCUCUCCAACUCUGUCUCCAUUAUCACCCUCUGCCUGGUGGCAGUGGGCAGAUAUCUCCUGGUUGCAAAAAGGGCUGUGUUUGAGCGUGUCUUCUCAGACCGUGGUCUCAUUUUACUCCUGAUCUCAGCGUGGGCACUAGGCCUGGCCAGCUUUGGCCCGAUAUGGCCUGCUUAUGUGUUCGUGCCACAGGUGUGCACAUGCAGCUUCCAUCGGACCAGGGGUCGCCCCUACACCACCAUCCUCCUCUUUUUCUACUUUUUUAUCGGUCUGGGCUGCGUUGGUGUAUUCUACCUCCUCAUUUACAGGCGUGUCCAGAUCGCCUCACAGGCGCUUCUCCGCUACAGGUUCAGCCGACGAUCAUCCAGGACGAAACCACCUUCUUCUUCAGCACAAGGGACUGAUGACAGUGGUGUAGAGAGUGGCACGGCCAACACACACAGCUGUGAGAUGAGCAGCCAGGUGGACCUAGAACAAAAGAAGGAUGAGAUCACCUGUGACAAGAGCUCUGCCAAGGCCUCAAAUACAUCAGCAGCCAACAAGCCUCCCCCUGAAAUCAUCCCUACUCCACCUGUAACCAGAACUGCUCCCACCACUGCAGCAUCCUCUUCCAAAUCAGCGACUUCAGGAGAUGAUGGUGAAUUUAGACGUGUGACACGCAUGUGCUUCACAGUUUUUCUGUGUUUUGUGUUCUGCUUUGUCCCGUUCAUAUUGCUCAACAUAGCAGACAAAAAUAACCGCGCCCCACAGGUACUGCACAUGUUCUGCGCAAACCUCACCUGGCUCAACAGCUGUAUCAACCCCGUGCUCUAUGCUGUCAUGAACCGACAGUUUCGACAGGCCUACCACGUGCUGCUCACCAGGGCCGCUGCACCAUUCAUCAGCCUCUGGACCCGGUGGCGGGCUCUCUGAGAUCCUAAUUUCCUGAAACUCAUAUUUAAAAAUGUUUCUCCUGAUAUAAACCCAGUAUGAUAUUAUUCUCAAGAAAUACAAGAUAGACACAGUGCACCGUAUGUCAGCCACUAUUAACUUUUACGUAGAUUUCCUGUGUGAUUAAAUAGGCGAAAGAGGGGAAGAAGCUAGACAGGAUCUUAGAGCUCAUAUGGUAACAGAAGCACAGAUUGAAUUUGACAAAAAAACAUUUAUGUUUUAUCACCAACAUUUCAAGCUGCUCUAUUUCUUUCACAACCUCCAUGUCUUACUCUUUUGUUACCUGCUUUUACAGUAUGUAUUACAUAUGUUAUGUGUUAUGUUAUGUAUGUAAUAAAGUCUAUUUUGUAAUACAUAAUC
Micropterus salmoides (largemouth bass) is the source of this 1768-nucleotide messenger RNA. RefSeq names its product G-protein coupled receptor 84-like. Gene Ontology annotation, molecular function: urotensin II receptor activity. Gene Ontology annotation, cellular component: membrane. The record is from RefSeq and is a predicted model, not a curated record. Lineage: Eukaryota; Metazoa; Chordata; Actinopteri; Centrarchiformes; Centrarchidae. The coding region runs from base 164 to 1390 and encodes 408 amino acids. Gene Ontology annotation, biological process: neuropeptide signaling pathway. The transcript is spliced from 2 exons.